Molecule: messenger RNA, 3085 nt
Organism: Astrephomene gubernaculifera
Lineage: Eukaryota; Viridiplantae; Chlorophyta; Chlorophyceae; Chlamydomonadales; Astrephomenaceae
Source: the annotation of a GenBank genome assembly
CCUGUGCAUGCACAGUACUUCCUCGCGACAUACAUAGCGUCCCUUGCCUUGUUACCCUCAUGCUAAUUGCGGUAGUCAACAACACGUACAUUAGAAACAACAAAUUUACUAUGCUGCCGUUUGCUGCGCUGCUUGCCCUUCCCAACUAGUGCACCUUUUGAACUCAAACUGACUUAUUAAUAAUUUUGCAACGACACGUGAAAGCUUGCGUUUGUGCAGAAAAGCAACUGCCUUUAGCUCCGCUUUUGGACUGUAACAUGCUGCCUAAUAGACUUCUUAGGUUGAAGCAGAUGAAUCUUAUGCCCAUAUAAGCACACGGGCUGGUCUUUGCGUUUGUAUUCCCGGACGAGGAAAUGGGGCCGGGCCGCAGCCUCCUGGGGCUGCCGGCUGGUUUCAACUGGUUUCUUAUCUUAGUUACAGUCAUUAUAACAUUUGUGGUGCUCGCCGGAUGCAUUUAUCUACUAGUGGAGUACCAGCAUCCUGAGGACCGGAACCAAGCAUGGAUCCCCAAAAUUAUUGUCGUCUUCUCCAUGUCCCUGGCUAUCUGGACGGUACUGAUGUUUCCACUGGAUGUGGCGAACACACAAGCGUGUUCCGCCAGCAUAUCGCCCAGUGCGUGUAAAUACACGUUGCCGAUGACACAGCUCUGGUACGCUGUCUUCAUCGCCAACCUCGUCCUCGUCUUUGUCAUCCUCCCCUUCACUCUGUUCAUGUAUGAAGCAGACAGCGACUACACCUGCUGCCAGAAGGUGAAGGGGGCGCUCUUGUGGACGGCGGGCUUCCUCAUCUUCAUCCUCCUUAUCAUAGUGAUCAUGUAUCUGUUGAUAGGCUACGUGGUGUACCCCACGCAGCAGCUCACCUCGGGGGUGCGCAGCAUGAACAUCCUCACCAACCUGACACAGGUCAACACCACCUGCAUCAAGCCGCUCACCUCCAGCACCAACAAUGCCACCGCCGUGGCGGAUUUUCAGUGCAGCGCCUUCUCCAGUACCUUCAAGGCCGGCAGCUGGAAGCUGCGCGUGUCACUCCCCGUCUACAUCAUGGCCAUCCAGUCGGUGCUAGGCUGGCUGCUGUUCCUGGUGUUUGCGGGCGUGGGGCUGUUUGCCACGCCCAUCGACUGGCUGCAGCAGUUCCUGGGCAGGCCGCGAGCGGUUAUCACAAAGUCGGAGUACAUGCGGAGAGCGCAGAUCAUUGCGCAGCGCGCCAAGCAGAUUGCGAACAUGCUAAACAUGCUGCGGCGGGGCGACCGCGACCGGCGGUGGCGCAGCAACUUCCAAAAGCUUCAGCGUGAGGUGGCGCUGCUGGAGGACGACGAGUACCAGCUGGAGAGGGUGUUUCCGCAGGGCGAGGACGGCGAGGUCCGCUGGGUGCUCUUCAUGCUCGGCUUCUACGUCCUAGGUUUCAUGUCCUUCGCGGGCUUCUGCCUCUCCAUCGCCUGGGUGGCCCACAUCAUCGCCUACAUGCUGCCCCCCACGCCGCUGCACCCGCUGCUCAACGACAUGUUUACGGCACUGGACAGCGUGUUUCCGCUGUUUGGCGUUGCGGCCUUUGCGGCGUUCUGCCUGUACCUCAUGAGUGUGGCCAUGAAGGGCAACUUCCUGAUGGGUCUGAACUUCCUGAUCAUCAAGCUCUACCCCAUGCGCCCCGGUGCGACCAUGAUGUCGUCCUUCCUGGUUAACACGGCGCUCAUUCUGGUGAUGUCACCCGCCAUCGUGCAGUUCUGCGCGCAGGCCUUCGCCGUUUACGCCAACGGUACCUCCAUCUUUGACGUGUUCGGCAACCAGGUGAUGUACCUCAUUGGCCUCAAGUACAUCUACAACUUCAACAUAUUCCUGUACGCCAUGCUGGCCAUUGUCGUACUGUCGUCCAUUUUCCUGGCCCUCCGAGGCAAGCGGGUGUGGAAGCGGCGGGACCCCAUGGAGGCGUAUUCCAUGAUUGAUUGAUGGGGCAGGAGCGUGUGUGUUAAGAAAACUGGCCGCGAGCGUGUGUGUGGGGGGGGGUUAGUUAGGGGUUGGUUGGUGGCUGACUGGUGACGGUUAACAGCUAUAACGGUAUCAAGUCUACAAUUGUGACGGUAAAGUGUGACGGUGCGAGUCAGGACAAGGGAUGAUGAAAGGUCGGUAGAAAGUCGUGGACGCUGCAGAGGACGCUACCCGGGUAGUAGGCUGAUUCUUCUUAUCUUGUCUGUUAUACAAGUGAUUAAGACGGAAUUAACUCUUGGCGCUAUGGAAACAGUGCAAGUUGGAAGCGCCUCUUCUUAGAAGCGCAACAAAAUAUAGCAUCUUGUCUGUAUGGGAGAACUGUUAAGACCCCUGACCCUACUGUUCGUGACCCAUGAAUCAAUGCGAUGACGUGCGGCCGCGUGGGCUCGCGAGUACCUGGUUGUGCUCUGGGGUGGCGGGAGGAUGUGUGGUGGGUUGCUCAAGUGGUGUGGCGUUUCCCGGCACUGCGUAGGAUUGAAUGCAAGAGGCAAAGGCCUCCGUUGAAGCCUGUUAGGCGCUUGAUUGCGGAGAAUAAUGCGGUGGGUAAGCGAUGGCUGCCAAAGCAGGUGCUUCAGCGGUUGGGGAGUUAGGGGUGUCGCGGUGGCAUGCAUCUUUUAACGAACGAGGAUUAAGUCGCUGUUCGAUGUGAAGUAACGUAGAAACUGAGAGGGUGAGCAGGGGAGAGACGGAGUGUACGUGACACAUGGGCAUGCCUGGCUGCAGAAAGGGCGGGUGGUUAACGAGGAACCAACUAUGAUGACUGUGGGCUGCGUGUGAGGCGCUUGCAUUGGAGUGACCUUCCUGCUUAGGAUUGAUCCACGCUUAGAUGUGACUCCAUGUCCAGACUUUUCAGUGCUUGGGGUUGACGAAGCAGGACAGCCGUACAGCAGUGUAGUACAAGACAUCCAACUAGUGUCUGGAGUCGUGAAGUGCCAGUAUGAGUUACUUUAUGAGCAUGAAGUAUACACGGAAGCGUAUACUCAUGCCCAGGAUCGCCCGGCUGUUCCAUUGCUGCUGAGGUUAAACCUUGUAACGCUCAGGUUAGGGGUGUAGUUGAACCAAGGGGCGGUGCUAAGAUGGCGUUCAAGCGAAACAAGACGAGC